ACUGAACCUUGUUUAGUCAAUCACGAGAAUCCGAGCGAGUAGUACGUACACACCCGACAUGGCCCACACCGACAACAUGACGACGGCCGAAUUCAAGACUCUGGACAAGGAUGUGCAGGAAUUGAUUGAGGCUGCCAUCGAUGCGAGGACACGAUCCUACUGCCCCUACAGCAAUUUCCCCGUUGGUGCUGCCAUCCGGACAACAUGUGGGCGCAUCUUCAAGGGAUGCAACAUCGAAUCCUGCACCAAAACACCCACAAUCUGUGCCGAAAGGACUGCUAUUGCGAAGGCCGUGAGUGAGGGCUACAAGGAGUUUGCAGCUGUUGCCGUGAUUGGGCAGCAGGAGAACGCCUUCACGACACCCUGUGGCGUGUGUCGUCAAUUUUUAUCGGAAUUCGCCGAUAAAGAUAUUCCCAUCUACGUUGCAAAACCCGCAGCGAUCACCGUGAUGGUCACUUCGCUCUUCCAAUUACUCCCAUAUCGCUUCACGUUGACGCCCUAGAGUUCAUCUCUAUGCAGACUUCCCCCUCCCUGCCCCAGAGAAGACACCAAAAACGUCCCAAAGAAUUAUUCCCAUUGGCACGUGAUUUUUUUUGUAUAACUUUUAUCACUCUGACGAUGCAAAUAAAUGGUUGUUGUAAGUUGAAAAAUAAA
Lutzomyia longipalpis is the source of this 654-nucleotide messenger RNA. Its product is annotated as cytidine deaminase-like. Lineage: Eukaryota; Metazoa; Arthropoda; Insecta; Diptera; Psychodidae. The transcript has 2 exons. The record is from RefSeq and is a predicted model, not a curated record. Gene Ontology annotation, molecular function: zinc ion binding; cytidine deaminase activity. Gene Ontology annotation, cellular component: cytosol. Bases 59 to 502 code for a protein of 147 amino acids.